Babesia sp. Xinjiang is the source of this 2862-nucleotide messenger RNA. It is a transcript of the gene kgd1, whose product is annotated as putative 2-oxoglutarate dehydrogenase. NCBI's taxonomy places the organism in Eukaryota, Apicomplexa, Aconoidasida, Piroplasmida, Babesiidae. The transcript has 4 exons. The record is from RefSeq and is a predicted model, not a curated record. Gene Ontology annotation, molecular function: oxoglutarate dehydrogenase (succinyl-transferring) activity; thiamine pyrophosphate binding. Gene Ontology annotation, biological process: tricarboxylic acid cycle. The coding region runs from base 1 to 2862 and encodes 953 amino acids. Gene Ontology annotation, cellular component: oxoglutarate dehydrogenase complex; mitochondrion.
AUGAAUGUCAUGUUAACAAGGUUUAACCGUGGUCUCAAGGGCCGCGGAUUGCGUGUCGCGUUAACUAUUCGUGGGUUUGCCGCCUCUGUACAGCCAAGCUCGCUGCUAUCGGUGAGAGCUUUUGGCACAUCGUCUGAAAAUAAGGAGGAUGGAAUCUUAGAUGCAGCUGUGGCCACUGGGCGCGGAAGCCUGGUAGCUGAUAUAGCAGCUUCGGUCACGGAUGAAAAUGAUCGUUUGGUUCUAAUACGAUUGGCGGAGCUCGUACAAGCGUUCCGUAAAGAAGGUCACUGUUUGUCUACACUGGACCCUCUUGACCUGCCACGCAUACCACCCUUUCACCGAUUCAUACCUAAGGAUGUAAGCAUCAGGUUAUCACCUUCUACGUACGGCCUAAAUGAAGGUGACUUGUCCCGCGUCAUCCCCAAAGAUUUGGUCCCCGGGCACAUGGGAAGCUCAGCGACUGUUGAGGAGUGCAUCGCCAAUCUACGCCGCAGCUAUUGCGGUGACUUCGCCGCGGAGUUCACUCACUUACCGGAAGCUGAACAACGCUUUUUCAUUGAUCGCAUCGAGCGUCCUGAUGCUAUGGAGUUCAGCAAGGAAGAACGACUGCGAUUUUUUAAAUCACUAGCGCGUUCUGUUAUGUUCGAACGAUUCUGCACAAAGGCAUUCCCAACGGUCAAGCGCUUUGGAGCUGAUGGGUUGGAGUCUUCUAUAGUAUCUCUUGAUAUUAUAAGCGAUUUGGCUGAGUCGGACGGAGUAGAUUCACUUAUAAUGGGAAUGUCGCAUCGAGGUCGCCUCAACAUGCUGGUAAACGUGCUUAACCGUCCUCUUGAAGAGAUGUUUGCGGAAUUCCGUGGUAAGAAUUGGUAUGCGACAGAGAACGGCGAGUUUUCGGGAGAUGUGAAAUACCACUUUGGCUACACCACUAAGCGUGCUUCACUGCGUUUGGAGUUGCUGCACAAUCCAUCGCACCUCCAGUUCGUGCAUCCCGUAGUCGUAGGCCAAGCUAGAGCACGUAUGGUGACAGCCGGCUUAGAAGAUCGUCGCGUUGUUCCUGUCGUUCUUCACGGAGAUGCGGCCUUUUCUGGUGAAGGCGUAACUUACGAGACCGUGCAGAUGUCACGCAUUCCCGAAUAUGCUGUGGGUGGCACAAUCAACAUAGUGGUGAACAACCAGAUCGGAUUCACUACUUACCCUGCCGGUGGUGCGUCAACUCGAUUCACCACUGACAUCGCUAAGAUGGUCGAAUCACCUGCUAUCCACGCUAAUGCGCACAAUGUGGAGGCUGUUGUAUUUGCCUCGCGAUUGGCAUUUGAGUAUCGUCAGCAGUUCGGCAAGGACGUGUUUGUGGACCUAGUAGGUUUCCGCAAAUAUGGCCACAACGAGCUAGACAUGCCGAAGUUCACUAACGCCGAGAUGUAUGCACGUGUUGAGAAAAAGGAGGAUGUUUUGGUUGCAUAUAGAGCUUUCCUGUUAUCUAAGGGUGUGUUCACGGAGUCGGAAUUGUCCGCUGUAGAAGGAGAGAUACAGGGCGUGUUCGAGGCAGCGCUGAAAAAAUCAAUUGAUUUGUCGGUUAUGCCUCUACCUCCACAGGCGCAGGCAUGGAAACUUCCAGAAGGUACAUCUCCGUCACCUGUUACAGGUGUGGAAGUGUCUCGACUGGUUGAGUUAGGAAAGGCGCUGAACGCUGUUCCGGAGGAUUAUCAAUUGCACCCUGCUAUCCGCCGGAUAUUCAAAGAGCGCGUCAAGGCUAUUGACACAGCUUCUAACAUCGACACAGGCCUUGCAGAGGCGUUAGCAUACGCAUCCCUAGCAGAAGAUGGAUUCCGUGUUCGCCUGGUCGGACAGGACUCUAAGCGUGGUACUUUCUCGCAUCGUCAUUCGUUCGUACAAUGUCAGAAGACGUUCCGUAUAUUCAACAUUUUUUCGAAAGUGCCACAAGGUGAUAACGUGGAAAUUUUUAAUUCACUGCUAUCCGAGACCGCGGCAAUGGCUUUCGAGUACGGGUACGGUCUUGAGAACCCGUCAAUAUUGAACAUUUGGGAGGCUCAGUUCGGUGAUUUUGCGAACGUCGCGCAGACCAUAGUUGACGAAUUUGUGGUAAGCGGCGAGACGAAGUGGGCACAGCGUUCUGCAAUGUGUCUCUUUUUACCACACGGAUUCGAUGGCCAAGGUCCAGACCACAGCUCAGCCAGAUUAGAGCGCUACUUACAACUGUCAGAUGAGCCCGAGGACGUCUGGGACUUCCUGCCGCUUUCCAACGACGAGCAUGCCAAGCGUGUAAACAUUGGUGUUAUCAACUGCACUAGAUCUAGCAAUCUAUUCCACGCUCUUCGUCGUCAGAUGCUUCGUGAUUUCCGGAAACCGUUGGUGGUGAUGACCGGCAAAAAACUUUUGAAGCUGCGUGGCACCUAUUGCAACCUAGAGGAGUUCGGACCGGGGAAUCAUUUCAGGCCGGUGAUCCCCGCCUCAGUAUCGGAUCUCAAUGCCAUAGACACAUUGAUAUUGUGCAGUGGGCAGGUGUACUUCGACGCGGCAAACCGUGUAACGGAGCUCGGUGUUGGGAACGUUGCGGUUACCACUGUGGAGCAGCUAUGUCCAUUCCCGGCAGGUGCUCUAAAGGCUGAGUUAGAACGUUACCCCAACUUGCGUCGGUUAGUAUGGCUGCAGGAGGAACACGCGAAUGCUGGUGCUUGGUCCUACAUCUCACCCCGUAUCGGUAACUUGCUACGCCACUUAGGCUGCGGAAUUCGACUUGAAUACGUUGGUAGGAGACCAUUGGCCGCUCCGAGUUGCGGCGAUGGGCGCACUCACGGUUUGGAGAUGCAGAGAGUACUUGCUACUGCGGUACCUGCGCCGUGA